Molecule: messenger RNA, 783 nt
Organism: Effrenium voratum
Lineage: Eukaryota; Dinophyceae; Suessiales; Symbiodiniaceae
Source: the annotation of a GenBank genome assembly
UCAUGUAGCUCGAGGCUUUUUGCCCUCGCGAUGGGCGAGCAAGAAGACUUCUUCAUCUCCCGCGCCAAGAGGGCGCCCAUUUGGCCCGUGACCAUUGCGCACUACCCGCCCCAGCUGAAAGACCCUGGGGAGCGCAAGGCGAGGAUCCAGCCCCACUGGGACCGCACGCUCUUCGCGCUGAUCACCACCAGCGACCGCGGGGAUGAGGAGUCCAAUGGAGGUUUGCAGAUUUUGGUGGACAAGGAGACUGGCGAGGGCGUGGAUGGCCGUGCAGAAGUGGAGGGCCGCGCCACGGAGUGGCAGAGCGUGGUGCGCCCGGCCGGUGGCUUCGUGGUGAACUGCGGCGAGAUGAUGAGCCGCUGGUCCAACGGCCGUCUGAAGCACGUGGUGCACCGCGUGCAGAACCCCGUGCCCGGCCAUGCGGACGCAGAUCGCAUUUCCCUGAUGGCCUACGUGCUUCCGGACUAUGACGCCGUAGUGGAGUGCGAGCACUGCAAGCGGGAUGGGUCGAAGCCGCUCUACGACAAAACGUGGGUGGGAGAGAUGAUGAACUGGGCCAGCAAGCUGCCGAUCUACAACAAGACGAAGCAAGACCUGAUGCGCAUGGCACAAGGGCUCUACACGCGCUCCGGCAGCCAGACCAAGCUGGGGGAACCCACAGAUGUGAAGAGCCUGGAGCAAGCUCUCCAGGCGCCGAUCUCCAUCCUGGACAUCGGGCCUCUUCACAACGGGACUUGGGAGGAGAAGCAGAGCUUGGCUCAACAGCCGCCCGGCGGUUCGGCG